Molecule: messenger RNA, 1104 nt
Organism: Candida dubliniensis CD36
Lineage: Eukaryota; Fungi; Ascomycota; Pichiomycetes; Serinales; Debaryomycetaceae
Exons: 2
Coding region: 1-1104 (367 amino acids)
Biological process (GO): endoplasmic reticulum calcium ion homeostasis
Cellular component (GO): endoplasmic reticulum
Molecular function (GO): calcium ion binding
Source: RefSeq, a predicted model, not a curated record
AUGAUUUACGAUAUGUUAAAUAGGCUACUUCCAAUAGUUGCCCAACAAGGUGCUAAAGAUUACACCUUGGAUGAAUUAAAUGCCAUGACUGUUUUGCAACGUCUUCAAAUUAGAGACUGGAGUUUAGAAAUUUUCACUUUAGGAUUUAUCAUAGUCUUUUCGCUUAUUUACAAAGCUGGUGAUUUAUAUAACAAAUCCAUUGUGACCAGAUUUCUUUCAGGUAUUUCUGAAGUCAUGACCAAGCAAUUUUUCCAAUAUGGUGUUGGUCAAGACCAAUUGUACAUCAAAGACAAUUCUGAGAAUUAUUCUUCCUAUGCCACCGGUAGAGUUAAUGUUGCAACCGUUAAUAUUAACUUUAGUUUGGUUCCAAGACAAAACAUAUUUCUUUGGAUUUUAGAAACAGGAUUUUCCUUUUUCACAGGUAAUGUUGUUGCCCCAGAAGACAAAGCGGAAAUUAUUAUUACUCCACUGGCCCAAUAUGACAAUUUCAUUUCUGCUAUUGUUUCCAAAUUAGGGAUGAACGAUGCCAGAAAAUUCAAUUACUUUUUAUCCUUGUGUAAAACCACCGAUUCUCCAAACUUACCAGAGAGUUUUGUUUACAUGAGUGAAACUAAUGAAUUUCAAGAAAAAAUCACAACACCUGAAUUGAGAAAUAGUUUGACAUUACAAAGUGCUAAUUAUAUAAAAUACAUUGCUUUGACUGAUCAAGCAGUUGAAAAGCCAGAGUCAUUGAGAGAAUUGAUGCCAAGGAGAAGAAUUGUUAUUAGUGUUAAGGCCAUUACUUCCCAAAACGACUUGAAACAGUUGAGUGCUGUGUUGGAUGCAGUUUUCAAUUUGGUUGAUAAGUUGGCUGAUGGUGCCAUUACUUUCAAACCAGAAGCCCUUAAGAAAGUAGUCAAGACAAGAGAAGCAGAAAUCGAUAAAUUGAAAAAGAUCCAAGAAGAACUCAAAAAGGAAGAAUUAGCUGAAGAACAAUCCAAAUUAAAAAGACAAGAACGUGAUAGAUUAAGAAACAUGUCUAGAGAAGAACAGCUUAAAGCAGAGAAAAAAGCUGCCGAAAGAAGACAAAAGAAAAUGCAAAAGAAACAGAGAAUUAAGAUGUAA